Molecule: messenger RNA, 1596 nt
Organism: Fusarium musae
Lineage: Eukaryota; Fungi; Ascomycota; Sordariomycetes; Hypocreales; Nectriaceae
Exons: 2
Coding region: 1-1596 (531 amino acids)
Source: RefSeq, a predicted model, not a curated record
AUGAAGGUCAUAAGCAUUAUUCCCAUCCACCUGUUCCUGUUCCUGCACUGCAUACAUGCUAUAUAUCUGCCCAAAGAUGACGCUCCUGAUAUUCUCAUACCCGCUCACCAAAACUUCGAUGAACCCGUACAAUUACGCUUGAAAUGGACCCCGUGCAAUCUGGGCGUUCAAGAAUUCAAGAAAUUGGAAAAGAACAAGGCAUUCGAGUGCAGUCCUUUAGAUGUUCCUCUCGACUAUACCAACUUAUCCAGGGGCACUACGACAUUGAAUUUGAUCAAGCUCAAAGCGCCCAAGCAAUCUAAGACCGAUAAAUUGUACAAAGGCAGCAUCAUCGUGAAUUUUGGUGGUCCAGGUGUUUCCGGAGUCGAGACCUUGUUGCAAAUGGACCCUGAUAGUGCCCUCUCGAUGUUUGGCGGAGGAUACGACAUAGUCAGUUUUGACCCACGUGGUACUGGCAAGACAUUGGUUCCGCCUGAGGAUAAUGGAACUCUGACGCAAAUGGUCAAAGAGUUCAUCUACACCGCUCAGGAUUCGUCGUACUUUCUCAAUGAAAGCGAAGCUAUUACUGAACAUUUGAUCAGCGAUGGUUUGAAUUAUAUAAGCACUUUUACGGAAUCCUUUCUUACGAAGGACGAGGCACGGAGGUUCCGUGGCACUGCAUUCGUCGCCAGAGAUGUCGCGGAAAUUGCCCUGCAAAUAGGUAACCGCAUCAACUACUGGGGCAUUUCGUACGGCACGGUCGUAGGUCAAGUUCUGGCCGGUAUGUUUCCUGACCGUAUUGCGCGCAUGCUUCUCGAUGGCAAUCUGCUCGCCGACGACUAUGUUGACAACCUGGGGCUCGAUAGCACCAGGGAUGCAGAGAAGGCCUUGUAUCAUUUCUACGACGAGUGCAUGGCAGCCGCAAAUGAUUCAUGUCACUCGGCUAACAAGCUUCCCAAAAAACGAGAUGAUUUCCACGAAGUCCUCAAUCGCGUCUUCAUGGUCUGCACAGGAGUUGGGGGUGGUUUAGGCAGCGCUAAAUCACUCGCGCUGAGCAUCGGGGUUCUCGGAGCUCUCUAUAGCAUUGAUGGUUAUCUUUGGCUGGAUGAACUGAUUGAUACCACUUUGGAGGGCAAUAGUUCGAUGUGCUCCCAGAGUCCUGGCUUCGGAAACUCGACAACUUGGAAUCCGCUUGAGGACCUUGCCCAUCAAGCGAUCUGGUGCAGUGACGCAACUUUCCGCGCUGAGACCCCUGGGGAAGUCUUUUCCUUGUUCCAAGACGAUCAGGCCAAAGAUAACCCCUUCUUCCUCUCGGAACUACUUCAGGCCUCGGUGUGUUUUCGAUGGAACACUCACGCAGCUGAAGCGAUAAAUCUUACAAGCCUUUCAAGAGUCAAGACAAGAGUCCCAAUCCUUCUCGUCAACGGCAAAUACGAUCCGGUAACUCCCCUGGGUAAUGCCCGGAAGAUAUCUGCCAGAUUUCCUGGGAGCCAGGUUGUUGUUCACAACGGUGUUGGUGUCAGUAUAAUAUCAUGUCUUGAAUUGAUGGUGAUACUGACAGAAACUCAUAGCAUGGCUUCACGGCCCAUCCUUCAAAUUGCACUCGAGAUAUUGUAG